Penicillium soppii is the source of this 4644-nucleotide messenger RNA. RefSeq names its product ATP-binding cassette glutathione S-conjugate transporter YCF1. The coding region runs from base 1 to 4644 and encodes 1547 amino acids. Gene Ontology annotation, cellular component: membrane. The transcript is spliced from 6 exons. Gene Ontology annotation, biological process: transmembrane transport. Gene Ontology annotation, molecular function: ABC-type transporter activity; ATP binding; ATP hydrolysis activity. The record is from RefSeq and is a predicted model, not a curated record. Lineage: Eukaryota; Fungi; Ascomycota; Eurotiomycetes; Eurotiales; Aspergillaceae.
AUGCUGGAUGGCCAAUCCCAGGUGGUCCUAGAGGCAUCCCGCCCGGGGAACCUUCUGCAUUCCCUAGGAUCGGCAAUAGAAUCCCACCGUCAGCCUUUCUGUACAGAUAGCGAGGGCUGGGGCCCUUUCAGCUCAUCGCGAUUUGAUCUGACGCCAUGCUUCCUUGACGUGAUUGUGGCUGUAGUGGCUGUUUGGGGUACGCUGAGUGGACUGGCUGCCUUGUGGCUUUUGCUGAAGAAGCGAAAUCCGCAGCCCGUAUCGAAGAACUGGCACUUCUACACCAAGUUGGUCGUUCUCGCUGCUAUCACCUUCGUCACCGCUCUGCAAGCUGCGGUUCAAGUCGAGUCAGAGCCCAAAAACUUCCAUGCCGAUUUUCGCUUUUGGUCCUCGAUUUUGACAAUUAUCUCGCUGGGUGUUAUUACCUCGGUCCAAUACUUUGAGCACUGGCGGAGUCGACAGCCCAAUGGGGUUGUACUGUUUUACUGGCUGUUCUUCAUUAUCGCCUAUGGGAUUAAACUGCGGUCAUUGGUCGCGCGCAAAGAAUACAUCGACGGACUUCCUUAUUUCGUCUGCAUCAAUGUGAGCUUGGGACUGGCACUGUUUGAAUUUGUUCUGGAGUAUUUCGUCCCCAAGAAGCAAAGUGCUUAUGAUGCCCUCGGAAGUGAUGAUGAAUGCCCUUACAACUAUGCAGAUAUCUUCUCGGUUCUUACGUUUGGCUGGAUGACUCCGAUGAUGAAGUUCGGAUACGACAACUACUUGACCCAGGAUGAUCUCUGGAAUCUCCGCAGUCGCGACACCACCAAAGCCACGGGAGACGCCUUGAAGGAGGCGUGGGAAGAACAGCUCGAGAAGACAAAGAACCACAGCGAUAAGAAGCCAUCGCUGUGGCUUGCGCUUUUUAAAGCUUUUGGUGGUCCUUAUAUCCGUGGUGCGAUCAUCAAAUCCGGAAGUGAUAUCCUUGCCUUCGUGCAACCACAACUCCUUCGACUUUUAAUUUCUUUCAUUGAUUCGUAUCAAAGCCCGGACCCACAACCUAUCAUUCGAGGUGUUGCUAUCGCCUUGUCCAUGUUUGUUGUAUCUGUCUGUCAGACUAGUUUCCUGCAUCAAUACUUCCAGCGUGCUUUCGACACAGGCAUGAGAGUUAAGUCGUCUCUGACCGCUUUGAUCUACGCCAAGUCCUUGAAGCUGUCGAAUGAAGGCCGUGCAACCAAGACGACCGGUGAUAUCGUCAACCACAUGGCUGUUGACCAGCAACGUCUGGCCGAUCUGACUCAAUUCGGUACCCAGCUCAUUUCUGCGCCCUUCCAAAUCGCCCUAUGCAUGGUUUCUCUUUACCAGCUCGUUGGACUGAGCAUGUUUGCCGGUGUCGGAGUAAUGCUAUUCAUGAUUCCCCUCAAUGGUGUCAUUGCGCGGGCCAUGAAGAAGUUGCAGAUCGUUCAAAUGAAGAAUAAAGACUCGAGAACUCGACUCAUGACUGAGAUCUUGAACAACAUCAAGAGCAUCAAGCUUUAUGCCUGGAACACGGCUUUCAUGAACAAACUCAGCCAUAUCCGAAAUGAUCUUGAGCUGAACACGCUUCGUAAAAUUGGAGCCACUCAAUCGGUUGCCAACUUCACCUGGCAAUCAACCCCCUUCCUUGUGUCCUGUUCUACCUUCACCGUCUUUGUGUUGACAAAUGACAAGCCCUUGACCACUCAGAUUGUGUUCCCUGCUUUGACGCUCUUCAACUUACUGACCUUCCCGCUCUCCAUUUUGCCCAUGGUUAUCACGUCAAUCAUUGAAUCUUCCGUGGCCGUGAAGCGGUUGGUUGAUUACUUCACCGCAGAGGAGUUGCAAACCAAUGCUGUUUCCUUCGAAGACCCUGUGGCACACAUUGGUGACGAGUCUGUCCGUGUUCGCGACGCCUCGUUUGCUUGGAACCGCCAUGACGGAGCCACCGUACUGGAGAACAUUGAUCUCAGCGCACGCAAGGGUGAGCUUAGCUGUAUCGUUGGGCGCGUCGGCUCUGGAAAGUCCUCACUUCUGCAAUCACUGCUGGGUGACCUGUGGAAGAGCGAAGGAGAGGUUGUUGUCCGCGGCCGCAUCGCGUAUGUGGCGCAAGCACCGUGGGUUAUGAAUGCAAGUGUCCGGGAAAACAUCGUUUUCGGCCACCGCUGGGACCCCGAUUUCUAUGACCUCGCUGUGGAAGCCUGUGCUCUGCUCGACGACUUCAAGACCUUGCCCGAUGGUGACCAGACUGAGGUUGGAGAACGCGGAAUUUCCCUCUCAGGCGGACAAAAGGCACGAUUGACACUCGCACGAGCUGUCUAUGCUCGUGCUGAUAUCUAUCUGUUGGAUGAUAUUCUUUCGGCGGUUGACCAACAUGUUGGACGCCACAUCAUCAACAAGGUACUUGGAAAGACCGGUCUCCUCAGUGGCAAGACCAGAAUUUUGGCAACCAACGCCAUCACUGUUCUGAAGGAGGCUGAUUUCAUUGGUCUCCUGAGGGACAAGACCAUCAUUGAGAAAGGAACUUUCGAACAACUCAUGGCUAUGAAGGGCGAGAUCUCGAACCUCGUUCGUACCACAAUGGUUGAUUCAGACGAUGAGGGUACUGUUAGUGGCUCUGAGGAUCUCGCGAGCCCUAACAGCUCGUCGGUCACAACCACUAUCAUCCAAACCGGCGGUGACUCGGACAGCGAGGAGGCAGAGCAACCCGGUGACCUUGUUCCUAUUCGCAGUGCUGGAAACGGGGAGGCUCGUAGGCGGACUUCUACUGUUACCUUGCGACGCGCAAGCACUGUUAGCUGGCAAGGUCCACGGCGCAAGCUGGGAGAUGAAGAGAACAUCCUCAAGAGCAAACAAACACAAGAGAGUUCCCAACAAGGAAAGGUCAAGUGGGGCGUCUACGGUCAAUAUGCAAAGGACAGCAACGUCUGGGCCGUUGGAAUCUAUCUAUUUGCUAUGUUGGCUGCCCAAACCGCUCAGGUGGUGGCCAAUUUCUGGCUGAAGAGCUGGACUGAGUACAAUGAACGCCACAAAACCAAUGAGAAAGUAGGCAAGUUCAUUGGUGUCUACUUGGCACUUGGCCUGGGAUCCUCUCUUUUGGUCAUUUGCCAGAACUUGAUUCUGUGGAUCUUCUGCUCCAUUGAAGCAUCGCGCAAGCUCCACGAGAGGAUGGCAUUCGCCAUCUUCCGUUCCCCCAUGAGUUUCUUUGAGACCACCCCAUCCGGUCGCAUUCUCAAUCGUUUCUCUAGUGAUAUCUACAGAGUCGAUGAGGUACUUGCUCGCACCUUCAACAUGUUGUUCGCAAACUCUGCCCGCGCGAUCUUCACCAUGAUCGUCAUUUCGUCUUCUACCCCUGCCUUCUUGAUAUUCGUUAUUCCUUUAUUUUACAUCUACCUCAGUUACCAGAAAUACUACUUGAGAACCUCUCGCGAGUUGAAGCGUCUGGAUAGUGUCACUCGAAGCCCUAUCUUCGCCCACUUCCAGGAGUCUUUGGGCGGCAUCUCGACCAUCCGUGCCUACCAACAGCAAGCUCGCUUUUUGCUUGAAAAUGAAUGGCGCAUGGAUGCCAACCUCCGAGCUUACUUCCCAUCCAUCAGCGCUAACCGCUGGCUCGCCGUGCGCCUCGAGUUCAUUGGCUCAAUAAUCAUUCUUGCAUCUGCAGGACUUGCUAUCUUGUCUGUUGCAUCUGGCGCUCGUAUCUCGCCUGGUAUGGUCGGUUUGGCCAUGUCGUACGCUCUCCAGAUCACCCAGUCUUUGAACUGGAUUGUCCGCCAGACUGUCGAAGUCGAGACUAACAUUGUGUCUGUUGAACGAGUCCUCGAAUAUGCCAAUCUCCCAAGUGAGGCUCCUGAUGUGAUCUUCAAGCGCCGCCCUGCCAUCGGUUGGCCGGCCCAAGGUGUUGUUUCUUUCAACGACUACAGCACCCGCUACCGCCCUGGACUGGACCUUGUGCUCAAAGAUGUCAACCUAGACAUUAAGCCCAAGGAGAAGAUUGGUGUUGUUGGCCGAACUGGCGCUGGAAAGAGUUCACUCACAUUGGCUCUUUUCCGUAUUAUUGAGGGCGUGAAUGGAAAUAUCAGUAUUGAUGGACUCGAUGUUUCUACCAUCGGAUUGACUGACCUUCGUGGCCGUCUCGCUAUCAUUCCUCAAGAUCCAGCCAUGUUCGAAGGUACCCUUCGUGACAAUUUGGAUCCUCGUCAUGUUCAUGAUGAUACUGAACUUUGGAGCGUACUAGAUCACGCAAGAUUAAAGGACCAUGUCACCCAGAUGGAAGGCCAGCUUGAUGCUCAGAUUCAGGAAGGAGGCUCCAACCUGAGUCAAGGCCAGCGUCAGCUUGUGAAUCUCGCCCGCGCUCUGUUGACUCCUAGCAAUAUCCUUGUUCUGGACGAGGCAACCGCUGCCGUUGAUGUAGAGACGGACGCACUCCUGCAGCGCACCCUGCGCAGCAGCAUCUUUUCUGAUCGGACUAUCAUCACAAUUGCGCACCGCAUCAACACGAUCAUCGACUCCGACCGGAUCGUCGUUCUGGACAAGGGGCGAGUGGCUGAGUUUGACACACCUGCAGAGCUUAUCAAACGCGGCGGCAAAUUCUACGAGCUCGCUAAGGAAGCUGGCCUGCUCGACAGCGACGGCUCUAUCUCUUCUCAAAAAUCGUAA